Molecule: messenger RNA, 983 nt
Organism: Pelodiscus sinensis (Chinese soft-shelled turtle)
Lineage: Eukaryota; Metazoa; Chordata; Testudines; Trionychidae
Source: RefSeq, a predicted model, not a curated record
CUGGCUCCCCUCCCCCGCUGCCUGUGGAUCGUUUCCUGCUCAGCAUCGCUAAGCACCGGCUGGGACACGAGUGCGGCUUCACGUCGUUAGUGCUUCCUUGCCGGGGGGAGGGAUUUUUCUCAGCUUGUAGGGUACAUUUGAGGGCAUUUUAAAGCUUGGCUCUGCUGUCGUGGGGACUGGGUAAUUACUUCCAGAAACCCGAAACCUGAGGUUAAGUUGGGGCUUGAAGGAGGACGCCUAAUACUGCAAGGCUUGAGGCAGAAGUUGAUAAUGCUGCUGCUCUCCCUUUUCCUGGACUUUACAAAGAUUCACAUUAGGAUGACUAUGAGCUGCAUGCAGGAUAUGGGUCUGAAAAAGGGCUCCUGCAAUCGUAGGAUGUAUCAGAAUUCCAGAGGAGUUGGCUCUCAGCUGAAGGAUAGUAUCUCAAUUGCUGAAUUUUCAGCUAGUGGAGCAUUUGGAGGUCAUGAUAUUCUACGCAAAGGCUUUACAAGUGUGAAAAAUGAACUUCUGCCCAGCCAUCCAUUGGAACUGUCAGAAAAAAAUUUUCAGCUAAACCAAGAUAAAAUGAAUUUAUCGACUCUGAGAAAUAUUCAAGGACUUCAUGCUCCUCUAAAGUUGCAAAUGGAAUUCAAAGCAGCAAAGCAGAUCCAACGCCUUCCAUUUCUGCAUAGCUCAAAUAUAGCAUUGGAUACACUGAGAGGAAAUGAUGAAUGCAUUGGUUUUGAGGAUAUUCUUAAUGACCCCUCACAGAGUGAAGUUAUGGGAGAACCACAUGUGAUGGUCGAGUACAAGCUUGGUUUAUUGUAACACAAAUGUAAUCCAAACCUGCUGUUCAUGAAAACAUUUCUUUAUGUAUCUUUAUAGUAUACUACAGGUUCAGUGUAUAAUAUUAAUAUGACAUUGACACAAUGUUUUUGUUAACUUACCCGCAGGAGAUCUCUUGCCUUACUUGAUGAAUAGGCACAUUAAAUGUUUAAAGUCUA